AGCUAAGUCAUUCAAUUACUUCAGCCUCCCUCCCUCCCUCCCUCCUCUCCAAGAGAGAUUUUGAAUACUGAAACAAUUCUCAUGUCUGAUAAUCACUUCACUCCUGCAGACAUGCAAAGCCUCAAACAUCCAUUAUUCCCUUUGUUCAACAUUGAUCCCACCAUGGAAAUCUUGAACCAGUUCCCAGACCUAAUAAAUCCAACUUUCUUAGAGUUCCCCACCAUGAAUUUCCAGACCUCAUCAUCACCUGUGGGAUUAUUUUCCCCAGAUAAUUUUCACAGCCCUGAAUUCCCUGCACCAAAUUCUUCAUCUCAUCAUGCUUUUCAGCUUGCCAAUAAUUCCCUGCAAGAUCAUGAGAAAAAGAAACUGCUUCCCCGACCCGAUCAGCCUAUACUUGAAGCAAUAAUAAGUAGAAACACUGAACUCCAUGAAAGCAGGAAGUGGAAGAUCAUUGAUCAAACCCCAGAGAGCAGUUUGACACAUUCUUCCCCUCCAGCUUCUGAGAAUGCAACUAAAAGGACACAUUGUGUGGGAAGGCGGAAAAGAAAACGGAGCGGUGAAGAUGAAGAAGAGGAAAAGCCAAGAGAAGUGGUACAUGUAAGAGCCAAAAGAGGCCAGGCCACUGAUAGUCACAGUUUAGCAGAAAGGGUUAGAAGAGGUAAAAUCAAUGAAAGACUGAAGUGCCUGCAAGAAAUUGUCCCUGGAUGCUACAAGGCAAUGGGCAUGGCAGUGAUGUUGGAUGAAAUUAUUAAUUAUGUGCAGUCAUUACAAAACCAGGUUGAGUUUCUUUCUUUGAAGCUUGCUGCGGCAAGUACCUACCAUGACUUCAACUCUGAAACAGACAACAGAGGAACAAUGCAGAGAGCAAAAGGAUAUGAGGGACUGAAAAUGCAGAAGCCAGUGAGGGAAGGGUGUGAAGGGGUAUCAGCUUCCACCCAAUUUUUACCUCUUCACCACAACUAUGGCUGCGGCUACCCUUCUUUGCCACACAGUACCUAAGAAUUCUCUUCUUUCUCCCUUUUUGCCCCUUGUGAUUUUCAAUCAAAUAUGUCUGUAUACAUGUAAACUCAGAAACCCAAUAUACAAAAAAAUGAGAAUUUAACCAAUUAUUAUUAGCAACACAUAUGUAGAGAUCAAAGCUCUUCUGUUGAUAAAAUAUUGAGAUAACUUUUGUGUU
Messenger RNA from Ipomoea nil (Japanese morning glory), 1177 nucleotides. RefSeq names its product transcription factor BEE 1-like. The record is from RefSeq and is a predicted model, not a curated record. NCBI's taxonomy places the organism in Eukaryota, Viridiplantae, Streptophyta, Magnoliopsida, Solanales, Convolvulaceae. Gene Ontology annotation, biological process: regulation of DNA-templated transcription. The coding region runs from base 82 to 999 and encodes 305 amino acids. The transcript is spliced from 6 exons. Gene Ontology annotation, molecular function: protein dimerization activity; DNA-binding transcription factor activity. Gene Ontology annotation, cellular component: nucleus.